Molecule: messenger RNA, 426 nt
Organism: Ochotona curzoniae (black-lipped pika)
Lineage: Eukaryota; Metazoa; Chordata; Mammalia; Lagomorpha; Ochotonidae
Gene: IQCF6
Product: IQ motif containing F6
Exons: 2
Coding region: 1-426 (141 amino acids)
Molecular function (GO): calmodulin binding
Source: RefSeq, a predicted model, not a curated record
AUGAGUGAAGCCGUUAGAACGGGGGACUGCCUGGAGAAUGAUGAGCAGUGUCUCAAGUUGGAGAAGGCAGCCACAAAGAUCCAGUCAUGGUGGCGUGGCAACGUGGUGCGCAGGACAUUACUGCACAUGGCACUCAGGGCCUGGAUCAUCCAGUGCUGGUGGCGGUCCAUGCAAGCCAAGAUGUUGGAGCAGAGACGGCGCCUGGCGCUGAAACUCUACACCUGCCAGGAGUGGGCGGUGGUGAAGGUGCAGGCGCAGGUCCGAAUGUGGCAGGCCCGCAGGCGGUUCCUCCAGGCGCGCCAGGCAGCCUGUGUCAUCCAGUCACGUUGGCGCGGGCAUGCCAACCACUCCCGGGGCCUGAUUCGGGGCCACUAUGAAGUCAGAGCCAGCCGGCUGGAGCUCGACAUCGAAAUCCUCAUGACCUAG